GCAGAUGGCGGAGGUGGCGGGGAGUGGAUCGCUUCUGCUGCUGCACUGGCCGGCGGGGCGGAGUGGAUAACGGGAGACUGUUUGAGAAGACCCAGUGGACAAUUAAAAAAAAAAACUCCAAACAAACCAGGAUAUUGAUUUUAGCGCAUGUGCAAGGAGAGGACUUUAUUUAUCUGCUGCGUUAAAAUUAUACAUUUCUCCCCUUGUGGGCGUCGAGGCCUGAGGAUUUAAGUGAUUAUUGAAUACAGAGUUUUAGCUAACACAGAUACAUGCCGGUUAAAUGACGGAUAAUGCUUGAAAGUUUAUUCUUUAGCAGCUGUUUCAUCUCUUCACGAUCUGAACUGCUGAACCGGAUUAAUUUAACAGUUAAUACGGAUUCGGAUAUUUACGUCAGAGUUAAAGGGAGGAUGGUUUACCUUAGCUAGCUCGGCGGCUAACCGCUCUCUCAUUCACAAUGAAUCAAUAUUAGCCAUUAGCACUUAGCAUUCCAGGUUUAUUUAAAAAAUAAAUCUGUUUUGGAUGCUCUCGGAUCGAAAUCUGGACUGAUGUGUUGUCAGCGCCGUAUCCGAAUGUAUUGAUUUUUUUAGAUGCUAAUGCCUUAGAUCUUCUUUGGCACUGGAUCUGAAUGCAUGGAGUCGCAUUAUAUGGGCUGGCAGAGAUAGUUAAAAGUCUCUUAAAUCUAAAGCAGUAACUCGCAGUACAUGCAGACUCUGCUUUACUGUGUUUAUUUUUUAGCUCUCCAAAUAGAGUUCAUUCAUUUGAUCCAUUGAAUCACAUCUGAUGACAGCGGAAGUCCAGGCGUGAAUUUCACGGUUGUUUAGCAUAGAGUAACACACCUGAGCAGGUGUCAUGGGGAAUACAGUGUCCUGCUGCGUGUCCCCCCGUGGGAGCCCAAAACUGCCCCGUCAGGUGGAGUCUUUGGAGGACUAUCAGAUCAAUACAGAACUGAGCGAUGACACCGGUCCAUACCUACAGCACAUCAGUGACAGAGAGGUGCCUGAUGAUUUGGCUUUUGAGUCCAACCCCUCAGAUCAUGCCCGGGCCAGCACGAUCUUCCUUAGCAAGUCACAGACAGAUGUUCGGGAUAGAAGGAAAAGCAAUCACAUAAAUCACGUUUCUCCAGGUCUGCUUUCAAAGAAGUACAGCUCCUGCUCAACGAUAUUCAUUGAUGACAGUACUGUUAGUCAACCCAACCUGAAAAGCACAAUCAAAUGUGUUACAUUAGCAAUAUAUUAUCACAUUAAAAACAGGGACUCUGAUAGGACAUUGGACAUUUUUGAUGAAAAAAUGCACCCCUUAACUAGAGAAAAGAUUCCUGACGAUUACUGUCGCACAGACCCAGAACACAAACUUAUUUAUCGGUUUGUCCGGACCCUAUUCAGUGCGGCACAGCUCACGGCCGAAUGUGCAAUCGUCACACUGGUUUAUUUGGAGAGACUGUUGACCUAUGCCGAGUUGGACAUUUGCCCGUCUAAUUGGAAGAGGAUAGUGCUGGGGGCCAUCCUGCUGGCAUCAAAAGUCUGGGAUGAUCAGGCUGUGUGGAAUGUAGACUACUGUCAGAUUCUCAAAGACAUCACUGUUGAGGACAUGAACGAGAUGGAGAGACAUUUUCUGGAGCUGCUGCAGUUUAACAUUAACGUACCGGCCAGCGUCUACGCCAAGUAUUACUUUGACCUGCGCUCCCUCGCAGACGACAACAACCUGAGCUUCCCCCUGGAGCCCCUGAGCAAUGAACGAGCUCAGAAACUAGAGGCAAUCUCAAGACUAUGUGAAGAUAAAUACAAGGAUCUAUGCAGGACAGCCAUGAGGAGAUCUUUCAGUGCUGACAACCUAAUCGGCAUCCGCAGAUCCAACGCUGUUCUUUCUUAAAACCUUUCCUUGGAUGAAUCGCUGCUGUGAGCGAGAGCUCAAUGGACAACCCGUUCUCUCUCCCUGCAUUUGGCUGUGACGUUACACCAGCCAACGUAAAUCCCUACAAACAUUUUACCCAACUGAGACAAGAACAGACCGAAUGUUUUUUUGUUUGUUUUUUGCUUACUAUGUAGGCUACUAGCUGUGAACUUUGUCAGUUUUUAAUUGAAAUCAUUUACAGAUGGAGUAUUUUAAAUAAACACUAAUCAUGUAACAAGUCUGUA
This is a messenger RNA of Paramisgurnus dabryanus, 2135 nucleotides long. RefSeq names its product cyclin Y-like 1 (gene ccnyl1). Gene Ontology annotation, biological process: regulation of cyclin-dependent protein serine/threonine kinase activity. Lineage: Eukaryota; Metazoa; Chordata; Actinopteri; Cypriniformes; Cobitidae. The record is from RefSeq and is a predicted model, not a curated record. Gene Ontology annotation, molecular function: protein kinase binding.